Candidozyma haemuli is the source of this 1152-nucleotide messenger RNA. RefSeq names its product Zn(2+) transporter. Gene Ontology annotation, cellular component: fungal-type vacuole membrane. The record is from RefSeq and is a predicted model, not a curated record. Gene Ontology annotation, biological process: intracellular zinc ion homeostasis; zinc ion transmembrane transport. NCBI's taxonomy places the organism in Eukaryota, Fungi, Ascomycota, Pichiomycetes, Serinales, Metschnikowiaceae. Gene Ontology annotation, molecular function: zinc ion transmembrane transporter activity. The coding region runs from base 1 to 1152 and encodes 383 amino acids. The transcript has a single exon.
AUGCAAGGCAAAGAAAUCAGAAUCACCUCGCUUUUGGUGUUGGAUACCAUCUUUCUUAUCUUAGAGGCCGGUGUGGGCUACACGGUCCAGUCGUUGGCGCUUGUGGCUGAUGCUUUCCAUAUGCUUAACGACAUCAUCUCUCUUGCUGUGGCCCUCUGGGCGGUGAGGGUGAAGAAGCUGAAGCCUGCUGACGGGACUUAUACUUAUGGCUGGCAGAGAGCUGAGAUUUUGGGUGCUUUGAUCAAUGCUGUGUUCCUUUUGGCCUUGUGUUUUACUAUUAUCAUUGAGGCCAUCAACCGUUUCUUUAACCCUCCAGAGAUCUCAUCUCCAAGGCUUGUGUUGGCUGUGGGAUGUGCUGGUUUGAUCAGUAACUUUGUUGGUUUGGCUUUGUUCCACGAACACGGUCACUCUCAUGGUGGUGGCGGUCACUCCCACGGUGGUGGUCACUCCCACGGCCAUGGCGACGACGAGGAAAAUGUUGGCGACGCUGGUAAUGACACUCCAACUUCCAACCUUUCGGACUUCUUCCCUGAUAAUGUCGUGGAGAGAUUCAAUGAGCAGUCGCCAUUGGUUAAGAAGGAUAAGAAGACCGUUAAGAAGAAGUCUAUGAACAUGGAGGGUGUGUUCUUGCACGUCUUGGGUGAUGCUUUGGGUAAUGUCGGUGUUAUUAUCACCGCCUUGUUCAUCUGGAAGACUGACUACUCCUGGAGAUUCUACAGUGACCCUAUCGUGUCGCUUGUUAUUACUGCCAUCAUCUUCUCUACUGCAUUGCCUCUUUGCAGAAAGUCUUGUAAGAUUUUGUUGCAGGCCACUCCUCCAAGCUUGGACCCUAAUGUGAUUGCUGAGGAGAUUACCUUGUUGCCAACCAUCAAGUCUAUCCACGAUUUCCACAUUUGGAACUUGAACGAGGACUUUAUGAUUGCUUCCUUGCACAUUGAAUUGAACGAAAAUCCCGAGACUGGUGUCCAGGACCAAAAGGGUGAAGGUAUCAUCAAUAAGAAUGCUUUCGUUGAGACUGUUGCUCAGGUUAGAAGACUCUUGCAAAAGUAUGGCAUUGACUCUGUCACCAUCCAGCCUGAGUUUCCUAAACAGAUCCAGAGGCAGUCCAGCACCCUCUACGGUACCACUAAAACCAGCGCUCAGUGUAUUUGA